Molecule: messenger RNA, 3327 nt
Organism: Exophiala oligosperma
Lineage: Eukaryota; Fungi; Ascomycota; Eurotiomycetes; Chaetothyriales; Herpotrichiellaceae
Exons: 2
Coding region: 363-2213 (616 amino acids)
Molecular function (GO): protein binding
Source: RefSeq, a predicted model, not a curated record
GCCCAAGAGAAGCUACUACGAAUGCAUAUGGUACAUGCCCUGGGAAAAGCCCAACCCAGCCCGACCACUCAAAAAUCACCUACUCUGCACAAGGCCCCCAAAUCCAGCCAGCCCCUUGCAUCAGCCUCGAGCAAGUCGAUUCGACACCCAAGAAUUGGAACUUUUUUUUCUCCCACCCCCUCACAAAGUACAUUUGCUUGCAUACGGAAUACUGCCUAACCUAACUACUUUCGCCCAAUACGAAACGGAUACAUCACAUAGACCCCACGACACGAAUACUUCACAAACGUCCCCCCGGGGAAAGGGGCUUCCAGUAGGCAGGCACUAGCCUGCAACACACCGGGCCUGACCAGACAAAAAGCAUGGCCCGAGCCGCUUCUUUCUCCAUGCCUGACAAACGCCCCAGGCCGAAAAAGAGGGCCUACCGGCGGCUCCAAUCACCCUUGAACGCUCGUCGACAUGAGAUCGAACGCCUCUAUAUGGUCGACGGCUGGAAACUACAAAGAAUCAUUGAUCAUAUCAGGACCACCUAUGGUCUAAGUCAAUCACCCAAACAGUACAAGGACCAGCUGAAGAGCUGGGAUAUCCGAAAAAACCAUACGUACACUGACGCCGCCUUCAUCUUGCGACUCUUGAACCAGGCCAGGGCAGAAGGAUGUCCUCCUGAAGCCCAGGUCGUUCUCUUCUCGUCCUCCCCCCGUCGCAGGGAGGACAUAGCGAGGUAUAUCAAGAGAUCCAAACUGAAGGAUGAAGCCGACCUUCUCUCCCAAAUCUCAGAUACAGACGAAACUCCUCCUCAUAUUAAACUGCAAGAAUUCCCAAUCGCGUCGGCCAUCCCUCAGACCUUGCUCACACCCCUUUCGGAUCUUUUGAGCUAUCCGCCAGCUCCAGCCAGCCAUUCUGAAGUGUCUGACCUUUGUAUGCCAUCGCCAGAUAUCACUCCUCGGUCAACCCCUCGACACUCGGAAGAGGGAAACGAAUCCAAUAGAUCAUCCAUGGUGACUUCUGAAGCUGACUAUGAUUUCAUGGACCUAGGUCCAGAAGCCUAUCAGCUUCCGCCGGCAAACGUCUCGAUGCCACCGCAGCCAGUCAUAGGCAGCAUAAUGAGACCAUUUGGCCUUGAGCCUCAGUCUGGAUUCUUCUUGGGUUGCGCCAUUCCCAAUUGGUCGGCGGAGUUCACAAAUGCUCUGCUGUCCUCAACACCAGCCAGCAUUCAAGACCUAGGCUUUGAUCCCUCGAGGUUUGGAGCAUACACACAGAGUCCACAGUUGAAUGAUGGCACUCAUUCCGCUUCAUUCAUAACCAAUUGCUUAUAUUGGCUGAUUUGCGUUGGACAAGAAGAUCCCAACGCAACGUAUUAUCUCGACUUGGCCAAGUUCUCGUUCUUGUGCAUGAUUCGCGAUCGAGUGUCUCCAGGAGAAGCGUGUAUUGUCGCAUUGACAGUGGCAAAUGUACUGUUCAACUGCCUUGGUCACAACAAAAGAUUGCUGGAGCUACUGAAAGAAAUCGACGAGGUCACCAAGAUGCACCUGGGAGAAAAUAAUCCCUUGCGAUUGACCAUCGCCUUUGAGAAGAACAUUCUCCAACCCAGCACCCACGGCAGACGCCUUCAUGACCUUGAGCAGCUGAGACAUGUCCACAACAGAGUGCAGACAGAAUACCCAAACUCUCGUGGUCCAGCCCUGAUGGCGAAGUAUCACAUCGCCUGGGCUAUGCUGGAGAAUGAAUUGAGGGUGGACAAGAGGGACAGAAAUUUCGGUCCCGCCAAGGACAUGCUGGAAGGCCUUUUUCAAGAUUUCGACAUUCAUUUCGGCCCGUAUCGCAUCGAAACCAUAAUGGCAGCAGCAACAUUGGCCAGAGCUACCUUCCGGUUUGGCGAUGCAGAGAGAGCCGAAGAGCUCAUUGUUAACCAAGUACUCCCAAGAGUGCGGGAGAACUUCCCAGAGGACCAUCCGUACACGUGGGAAGCAAAGCACCGCCAUGCAUUCUUUCUUUUCCAGCUUGCAGAUGACGAACCAGGUUCGACUGGCAAAAGACAACUUCAGCAAGGUGAGCAACAUUUACGCGAAGUUGUCCGUGACCGCCGACGAGUCCUGGGAGAAGGCAAUAAGAAAUCCAUCGAGUCUUUCAAAUUGUUAAAGGCUGUUCUGGAGAAACAGGGCAAGACCAACGAAGCAAAUUCCCUCUGGAAAUGGUGCGCUCGUCAGCUCUGAACAAGCGCGAUAGACUCGCAAAAGAAGAGGCACUCACAAAUCAGACGUGGCCAAGCAAGCAUCCCAUACGACGAAAGGCUUCAUGUUCUCAUUGGCCGACUUUACCUCCUGUCAUAAUACGACCGGGACGAAUGAUGAUCACGCCUGGAACCAUGGUCAUGCCUUCGACCGGCAUCACGGACAUCCUUGUCGAAUCCAAGCACACCAUCAAUACCAAACUCACUUGACUCGCUCGAGACCGAGUCGGUCCGAGUAAUAACAUGCUCGUCCAAGGAUGCCAUUGCAUCUGACGGACGUCUUGAAUUGGUAUAGUUUGUAGAGUAUGAAUAGCUUCGGCCAUUUCUACUCGUGGAAGGGACACUGCCAAAGGUUGAGUUUGGCGAACCCGACAUCGACUCCAUCAUUGAACCGCUGUUGGAGCUGUACCUGGACGGAAGGUUGGGUCUCUGGGGGAUGGCGACAGCAGGUGUACCGUAUGAUGACCCCGAUCUCGACACGUUGGAAUCACGUCUCGACGACUGGUGAUGAGAGCCACCACUGUCUCUGCUAAACGAUUGCCUGCGGUCUCUGUGUACACGGCUAUCCGAGUAACCUAACAAAGAGAUGAGUACGAUUCAAGCGACAGCCAUGCAGAGGGCCAUACUCAUUCGUCUCUGAUAUCCGUCACUCUCGCGCCAUCGCGCGCUGUCAUCGCGGAGCGAAGGCAGCAUUGACUGGGAGAUGGUUAGAGCUUGAGCCACGUCGUGCAUCUCGACUCGACUGCUUACACCAGGCGGCGCUCGCGAAGCCUCGAUGACAUAACGAUCAGAGUCCUAUUCAUGGGUCCUUAGCAUGACGCCGGGAGUGUCCAAACUAUACCACAUACAUGGGUUUUCACCACAUGAGCAUCACGACCCAGGUACAACGGCAGAUCGGUCUCCAGGACCUCCCUGGAGAUACCGUUUUUGGAGAUUGCAAAUUUUGGCAUGAUGGGACAAGGUGGGGGAGGGGGAAGUGAAUCGAAGUCGCGGCUAAUGUCCUUACAAAAAGGCAAGACAAGUUCUUCUCGAUCCUACCCGGAGAGAAUCAUGUAAUUGAUAUCAGAGUUUACUGAUGAAUUGACGCCAGGAGGAGA